Messenger RNA from Tribolium castaneum (red flour beetle), 9650 nucleotides. It is a transcript of the gene PsGEF, whose product is annotated as Protostome-specific GEF. The record is from RefSeq and is a predicted model, not a curated record. NCBI's taxonomy places the organism in Eukaryota, Metazoa, Arthropoda, Insecta, Coleoptera, Tenebrionidae. Gene Ontology annotation, cellular component: nucleus; plasma membrane. The transcript has 23 exons. Gene Ontology annotation, molecular function: guanyl-nucleotide exchange factor activity; protein binding. The coding region runs from base 194 to 5965 and encodes 1923 amino acids.
AGGUAAAACCAACGGCGCGCCAGACACUUGCCGGAUCAGUUCGCGGUAACUUCGGCUCCGGUUAGAUUCUGAUGCAUGCGCGAGGAUUUACGCCGGUAUUUAAAUGAAAUAACGCGGGAGAAAUGUUUUGCGAUUGAUUUUGUGCUUUGGUGAAGUGAUUUUUGCGAUUUUGGAUUAUUAACCGACCCGAACCAUGCUGAAGUGGACUGUAAUGGCUCGGCGAGAGGCCGACAAAUCCGACGCCUUGCGCCGUCCAACGGCGGAUGCUUCAACCAGCGAAACGACUCCGAAGAGUAAUAAAACGAAACGUCGGCACUCCAGCGGCCAUCGGCGGUCCGGGGGCCGGCGGUCGAGCUUGGGCCUCGAGAUGGAUAAAGAGAACCAGUUCACGUCCACUCCGAUCAAGUCCUUCGAGGACCAUCACCAAUUCGACGCUUUGCGGGACGUCAGCAAUCUAACACCGAACCGACGAGUGCUCUCCGCUAAAAAAUGCAGGAGGAGUGCGUCGCCCUCCUCCCAUAGGAAGCAUAAGAAGAAAAAGCUCUGUCUCAACCCCUCGCACAGGAAAGAGUUCGGAGAGGGCAAGAACUAUUUCAGGCCCUUCGAAACGGUCGACUCGCACAUUGAGGGGGUGCUCGUUGACAAGGACCUCAGUGGAGAAUUGCGGGUGAAAAGGCGCAUCCAGGACACGUACGCACCCACCCUGCCCACUUUCACCACGGAAUACUCGCCCUGUUUCAUGAGGGAUGCCCACUGUCUUUACAACUUCACCCCCGCGAAAGCGACCCCCCUGGGGAAGUAUCUAGCACUGGACCAAGACACUCCCCACCCGAGCAAAAAACCGAAAAUCGACCACGUCAGUGAUUUUCUGCAUCAAAUUAAUUUCAUAACGUCCCCGGAAGACGACAAACUGACUUGCCCCACGAUGGAGUCCAAGUCAACCCUCACAUUACGCGAGGAGUCCAAAGUCUCGCCUCUAGUCAAAAAAUUAGUAGAUCUAAGGUUUAGUCAAUUAAGUUGCGAUAAGGACACUUGUAAAAACAACUCGUCCCUAAUUAACGACUUAUCCCUCGACCAAAUCGUCGACGCCAUCCUCAACUCCUCGGCCGAGAGCGCGGCCAACAAAGAGAACGAAUCGAACGAAACGCACGAAGAAAACUUAAUAAACACAGAAAACGAGCGACACGUCGCCACUUCCUUUGAUCGCUGCUCUUCCGACUCGGGCUUCAAGAGCUCGACGACGGAAUACUCGCACCAACUCGAGGGCAAUUUCCAGUGCAAGUGCAAGACCUCCACCCCGAACGCCGCACUUUGCGACAAGACCAUCAUCAACAUCAAUGAAACUUUCAACGAACGCUGCGUGGACGUGAUAAACCCGAGGAAAAGGCCGUCGUCGACGCCCAACGACGACAAUAACGCCAAACGCGCCUAUUUGGACAAAUCCGAGGAGGACAACGUUUACUGCACCCUGAAACGACAACGGUGCAUCCGCCGCCGGAGAACCGACGACGAGAAGAAAAUGAGCGCCAAGAAAUCGCGCAAAGUGGACGAACCCAUAAUCGGGGACGAGUCGUUCGACUCCAAUAUUUCGGGAAAAAUUGCCGAAGAUAACAGCACGCCGCUGAAUGAAACUUUUACGCUUUUGACGCCAGUGGAUAACAGUCGGAGGUUUCGGAGAUGCCUGUUAUUCGAAUCGCCCACGUCGUUGUCCGAAAGCGCUUCGACCACCAACAGCAGCCUCCGGGACGUGAGAGGGACCAUGGAUUUGAACAUUCGUUGCGAAAACGACGAAUUAUACGCCAACAUAAUUCGCUGCAAGGAUUUGUACAGACCCAACGGGAAGCAAAUAAACGCUUAUGUGAAGGUUGCCUUAAGUGAUCGACUAGGAGAUAAUCGCAGGAAACGGAACGGAAUAUUACAGCGUACCGCCGUUCAAGCCGACUCCUCCAAACCCUUCUUCAACCACACUUUUAAAUUUCCUCUCCAGAAGGAAAGCCUUCAAAAGCGAUUACAUAUCGAAGUUUGGCAUCGGGAUCGCAGCUCAAGAACAAGCGAAUUUUUGGGGUGUAUGUCCUUUGAUGUCAGACAUGUGUAUACGAAGGAUAUCAGCGGUUCAUAUCGUUUGCUGCCUCAGUCGUCAGGACGCUGUCAAAACAUUCCGAUAAGCGUCGAGCCGUUAGAUCGCGAAGCAGAGGAAGACUGCCAGCCUAUAAUGUGCGAGAGUCAGUCGAGCGUCGACGAGAUCAUGAGCCUUGAUGGUCUCGACAACGACUUGAAGAAAGCCACCAACAAGGCGAUCCUGAGCGAGCAGCAGAAAUAUGCAGAUGAGAACUUGUUCCUGCGCUAUCUGGAGCUGGACCCUACGGAAGGGCCGGAAGCCAUCCCCGCCGCGAUGCAGAGAAAAGCGACGGGGAACAAAAACGGCCGGACGCCCUUUACGCAGACGAAGAAGUUGACGCGUGCUCCCAAAUCCGGGUUCGGCUUCUCGGUCGUCUGGACGCAUCCGCCGCGGAUAGAAAGGGUCGAGAAGGGGCUGCCGGCGGAGAAAGCGGGGAUUUUGCCGGGGGAUUACAUUAUCUUCGUCGAUAAACACAAUGUCGUCAUGAUGCCAGAAAUUGAUAUUUUGAAUUUAAUUAGGUCGUAUGGAAGUCAAUUAACUUUAGAAAUAUUUAGAAGAAACGCGGCGAAAAACGGUUCUGUGCCAAGCGUCAGGCGUUUAAAUAGUACCGGAACUUGCAGCACGACGGGGCUUCCUAUAAGCUCUAAUUUAGUGCAAAGACGUCCCUCCACUGUUUGUUCAACGAAUACAGCCUCAGUCGAUUACAACAGGAGAAAAUUGCAUUUACCUCAAGUUACUUUUAGUGCAGAGAAAGCCAGUAAUAACCAAGAAGAAAAUAGAACGAAAGCCAUGUAUCAACUAAUACAUAAAGAACAACAAUACGCAACAGGGUUACAAUUUGCAGUUACAAGAUUCGUAUCAGCUCUGGCUGAGCGGCGAGACUUAAUUACACCUUCCGAACAUAAAAUUCUUUUUCAAAAUUCCGAAGAGAUUCUUAGAGUAACAGAGGAUAUCCUCGACAAUUUAGUUCACGAAGAGGGUGUUCAUAAUUUAAUUCGGACGUAUCACGCAAAAUUGAACGAAAUUACAGCAGCUUACAGACGCUAUUGCUCAGGAAUUAAAAAAGCUGACUGCGUAUUAGCAAAUAAAACGAAAAAUUCCAAUUCGGAGUUUGUUAGGUUCUUACACACGCCAUCGAUUCCUAGAAGACGGCCAGACAUUACUGCAUUUAUUCAUAAACCUCUCGAGCAUUACAGGGAAGUUUUGAAAGCUUUCACUGUUAUACAAAGCCACACAAAGCCUAAUCAUGAAGACUAUCCUGUGAUAAAUCAACUUGUGCAUGACUUGCAGCACACUUAUAGAGAAAUUACAGUAGAGGCAGGACUCAUGGAACCGAUGGGGGAAGGCCGACCUCUCCUAUCAGUCCAAGACUUAGAAAAUCGUUUAGUUUUCACAAAGUGUAAACCUUUCGUUUUAAAUAAACCCGGUCGCCAAUGGAUAUUCGGAGGCGAUUUAGGGCGAGUGGAAGGACGAAACGUACGACAAUACUGGACGCUUCUAUUUAGUGAUUUAUUAUUAUUUGCCAAAGUUUCGAGAGACCGAGUUUUAUUCAUUAUUGAAGACCCUUUACCCUUAGCACACAUAACUGACAUGUUUUUCAACGUUAGGAAAAAAGAUACUGAAUUUAGGAUAACUGUUACACCAGGUGGAAGACUUGCGAGUAGUCCAACUGUACACUGCGGACCUGACUUAUCGAGAACUCCGAAAAAAAAUACGGGUAAAAGGACAGUGAUUUUAAGGGCACCGACGACGGAGCUGAAAGCGGUUUGGCAAAAUCUGCUCCAGCGGCAAAUCUUCCACGUAAACGCGGGCAUGGACGGCAGCUCAUUUAGCAGCCCGUUAGAAUCUCCCGACGCUCCAAUAACCUCCUCCGUGGCCACCCUUCAGUCUGCAGAAUCGCUCUCCUUCCGUCGGCAGACUCCGCAAAACAUAAACGAAAAUUCAGAAAUGCAAAAGCAAAUAGACGCCCUUAUAGAGCAUAAGUGUAAACAAUUGAGCAAAAAUAAUAGCGGAAAAGGUAAUGCUAUUCAUUUAGAAAAAUGGAUGAAAGGUCAUCUUGAUUCUGAUAUUGCUGAUGAAGCAGAAUUGGAACCUUUAUCCGAAGAAUGGACCGAAGAAAUGCUCCGAAAACGGUCAGAAGAACUCCAGUUAAUAGACGCCCAAGGGAACGUUACCUCUCGUAACGACACCCGAAGAAUCGAAAGCAGAUGCGAAGACAACAACUUAUCUGACCACGAUCAAAGUCCGUCCAAAAGUACAACAACAGAAAGUCAAGUCACCGUGCGCUCAAGCCCCUUAGUGCCAGAAACUGUGCCAGUGUGCCGACAGUGCCAUAAAAAUUGCCUUCCAUCUGUAAACAAUAGUGUCAAAAGUGCUCGAUCUAACAAUAACACCGAAAAUCCAAAAAAAGACGAAAAUGAUAAUAAAGACGAAGACGACUGGAGACCCCUCCUUCUGAUGGGCUUAAGUGCAAUCAACCCAGCGGCUAGUCUAGUCAAAUUAGAUCCGUUUUCUACACCAAUCCCACAAAUAAACGUCGCGCCACCAACACCAGAAAGCUCCACCAAGACCGGAAGCACUUCCGAUCAGAAACAGAAAGACGGUUCCUGCAGUUGUCGCAAUAGCAGGCCUGAAUUGAAUAACUUAGAACUAUCCAACGAAGUUGAUAUAUCACCAGACGAUUCACCUCAAACUGAAGAACAUCCAUAUCACUCGUUAAGCAGCUCAAACUUAACACUACGAAGAUACGGUACAGUUUCUAGUUUAGAACGAUUAGGAACAGACGAACACGAAGACAACUGGGAUGAACGAUAUUCGUCUGAUGAAGAAAACGAAGAACGUGGAGGUAUUGACAACGAAGCAUUUUACCAUUCAUCUAUUAAAAGUUGGACUGCGAAAGCUGGCUCUUUUGUUGCCGAAAAAAUGUCGUUUUUUGAACGACUUGGAGAAGAUUAUAGAAGCACUGGGCGGUUUUUUGAAAGAUAUUUAAAAACAGCAGAAACUACAGUUAAUGGAGAUGACGUCCAAGAAGACGAAACAUCUGGCGCUACUUCUGGCGAAGAAAUAUGGGGAACACCCACCAGUGGUGGUGAAAUGGAAGAUCCCUUGAGUUCACCAAAUUAUGAAGGAAAACAAUCGCCUUAUGACGGUUCAAUAUCGUCCGACAAUGGAGACGACACAGAACUCAUGAUGGACGAGCUGCUAAUGACCCCUCCCAUCACUGGUGCCAUUAUGAGAGGUCUUCUUCCUCGCAGGACACUAGAACCGUUGAUAGAAGAAGACUUUUCGGAGAGUUGUUCUCCCUCAUCAUCGGGAACCCCAACCGAGCCUUCCAUGUCUCCGGAACAGUGUGGGCAGGGCAACGGAACUGGCGAUGUUGCUGACAAAUGUUCGACUGCUGUAGAAAACCGGAUAGAGACUCCAGAGAUGGGGUCGGCAGUUACGACGUCCGAAGCGACUGCUGUUCCGAAAAUUCAUCGAUCGGAAAGUUACCGCAAGAUUGUAGAAGCGGCGGAAGAAGACUACGACGACGCCCUCGGUUUUUUCGACCGGUUCAAGCCAACAGUGAAGUUCAUAAAUAUUGAGCGAGUACCGCGAGCAAAAAGUGCAAAAAUUUUUGAGUUUUUUAACAUGCGGCGCGAACGCCGAAUCCACCAAACCAUUCCGGAAGGAAAACAAUUAAUCAAAAUUUUCAGUAAAGAAGGCACGAUUUCAGACAAUGUUCCUACGUCUUAUGCGGAAAAACCGCUUUCGCCUAGACGAUUAAAGGAUAAGCAGAUGGAUCGAAGGUUUUGGAAACAGUUGAGUAGACGUCGUGGCAAUAAAAUGUCAAACCUGCCGGCCUAAUUAUCGCAAUAUAAUAGUUUUUCAAAAUUUUCAUCACAGUUUCGUCAUUUCAAGCUCAACUCACGUGAUAUUGGUGCUUUGAAAAAUGUGCAAAUUUCUCAAUUAAUAAUUUUGGCUUAAAUAAUUGGCACUAAAUAUUAUAGUUGUUAACUAUGUAAAUAGCUUUAAAUCGUUAUUCAAUUUUUAUAAACUAUUUACUACAUAGUUAAAAGCAUCGUUUCUAUUUAAAAAUUCUAGUCUAGUAGGAAUCGAUUAAAAUGCAGGGGUGUAAAGUAGUUAAAGAAUAAAAAUCCGUCACAUAACAUUUGUGAUAAUUACAAUUUUGUAUACUGUUGAAAAUAAAUUCCAAAAACCAAACCUUUUUUUAUUCUUAACACAGGGAGAUAACACCUUUCAGAAUUUGCUCGAUCUCGCCGAUACUUAUCUCGGUUUCAAAGAUGUGCUCGCUCUUAUUUCCCUUGCUCUGCACUGGUAUUUUUAUUGUUAUUUUGUCGUUUUUCGUCUGGCCGUUGGCUUUGGCCUGGUUCCAUAUAUUCUUCCACAAAAUGUCUUUCUGAUGCUGCUUUGCUUUACUAACAAUUUUCAAAAAUUCAUGUUUGCCUUCAAUUGAUUAAUUACUUUUUGCGCAACCAUUCAACUUUAGUCACUUACCUUGUUCGUUAUUUCUCUGCUCCAACAUUCUUUGACUCGUCCUAAAUUUCUCUGGAGAGGACCUACGCCACUGAGGCGAUUGUGCGCUACUUUUCCUCUGCGAUACUUUAUAUUUUUCUGGCGAAGGCCUGUCCCAAAAAGACACUUUCCGACUUGUGUUACUCUUCUGUUGCGACACGUCUGGAGAGUCUUUUCUCCAAAGGGAGAUUUUUGGGUUUAUGUAGGAAACAUCGACGUUUUUAUUGUGUUUGUGGUCGCUUUUAGAGUAAGGAGACUUGACCCGUUGUGGAUUACUUUUGGGACUUUUUUCGCGUGGACUUAAAUGACGGAUAUUUUCACGAGGAUCGUAAUUACCCGCAUUCAUGUGUCGCAUGAUUUUUCUUAUAGCUUCUUCUCUUAUGCUUUCGGCUUGCGCCGCCUCUAUUGACCCUCUCUCGGACAAAGCGAACUUGCCCAAAAUGUCGUUGAGUAAAUUUACGAUUCUAUUUUUCAAAUCAAUUCCUGGUUUUAAAAUCUCCUCGCCCCAUUUCCAAAUGUAUCCGCCGUAAAACAGUUCCUCGUCGGUGAUUGUGCCUUUGUCGUCUUUCAAGGCUGGUUUUUUAUCUUCUUUGAAACUGCGGAAACAAUGCAAAGCUUCCGAGCUUUGACAUUGUAGAGAUUUUUCAGUCGGACGUUCCUGUAUAUCUUGCAACUUUGAACAUUUCUUGUAAUUUUUAAGUGGGGAACGCAAAGAAGUGUCACUUUUAGAUUUGACGAUUUUGGGGGAUAGGCCAGUGACCAUCUUGGAGAUGAUUUUUUUGAAGUAAUCUUUUGGAACAACUUUUUCCUCCUGCAUUGCUAGUCUCUCCUCCAGGACUUUAAUCCUGUUCGAAAGAUGGUUUAUGUAGGAAUCACCAUUACCCUUUGUCCUCAUUUUACUGAUAUUUUCGAGAUUUAUCUUUGGUUUUUUUCUUGGACUCGGGAACUGUUUAUGAGACGAAGGUGAUGGAGAUUCACUAAGUUCGACAAGAAGUGGAUGCUUUUGACAUUCAGCAAGCAAUCCUAUAAUACCGCAGUUUUCACACAGACAUUUCCCUUCGACCUUGUCGUCUUUAUCUAACAAUUUUUGUUUCUUUUGAGGUAAAAGUAUUGAUCUUAUGUCAUGCGGUGCUGUUUCAAUUCUGUAGCAAUCAUGGUUCCGAUUACUGAGAGAACUGGGCAAAGAACUGGGCUUUUUGUGUCUCGAAAUCACAAAUUCUUCUGAAGCAGUUUCGUCGACUGUGGUUUGACUGAUAACAAGAUUGAUGUCUUGCAUGUUAGUUAUUCUUGUUUCCACGUUUUUCAACGAACGACGAAUUUCGCAAAAUAAAGGUUCUACCGACUCAGCAAUCCCGAUAAAGUCUUUACGUUCUAAGUCAUCAACUGGAGAAUUGGAAGAAAUUCGUUCUUUAUUUUUGGCGAAUUCUUUUUUCGCAUCAGCAUCGUCGUGUUUGCGAAUUUGGAGAACAGUAUCGUCACACUUUAAUUUUUCAAGAACUUUCUGUUUUUUUCUUCUCUGCUUUUCCAUCGACGUGAUUAAUUUUCUGACUUCGUCAGCUCGAAGCGUAUUGGUUCUUUGUGUACCAAACGCUUCCAGCUCUUUUGGCUUGAUUACAGUAACGUCUAGCAAAGUGGAACGACAUUUGUGGGGAUUAGAUAAUAUUCGUUUAGUUUCUGAAUCCACCUGGAUUUCUAAACAGAGUUCCACAUCCUCUCCCAUGUUGCACAAGACACGAAAACGUAGUACACUUAACAACACGUAAAAACGUAGGAAUUUUCAUUGUUACAUAUUUCAUAAAUUUUGUAAUGAAAUUUGUUCUUCACGCCAAAAAUAUGAAACGUCAGUCGAUUUUGCUCAAAAAUUUGUAUCAAAUGACAAACAUCAAACAAUUGAAAUUUUUUUCAAUCAAACGAUUUUAUUGAAAAUUCACAAAAAAUUGACACAGUUCCAGAGAUGUCUGCUAUUGACACGCCGAGUUAUGCUCUCCCUCCAGAGAAGGACAGUGGUGAUGGGGAAAUAAACCGUUAUAAAUCACCACCUUGUGCAAGUUCCAGCUCCCAGGUGGUAGCCUCCGAAAUAAUGAACGACAUUGUAGACAACGCGUUUGAAGUAAUUCUGGCUAGAAACUUUGAGCAGCCCCCUAAACUAGAAAAGAUAACACCAAACGUCGUGGGUGACAUUAUAGACAACAUUUUGUCGCCGUCCUCAAACACAAGUGCGUCAAAUGAAAAUUACCGACAGGACGAGACGGCUCUCCUCGAUGAGGAAAUUAAACGUAUUAUAAAAGAAAUGAAAUACCCGCCUGAGCAAAAAAGCCCGAUCUGUACGCAAGGUGUCGGUGAUCAGCUCGGUGACAAAUCGAAAGUAACUCCCGAUAAAAUUGUCUCAGAACCCGUCAAAAGAAACACCCUAGAACGUAAAAACCGACUGACCAAUCUUGUAAGACACUCCAAGCAGAUGUUGGCCAAACUUGUCACAAACGAGCCCGAAAGUGAAGUACGAAUGACCAAGUCGGAAGAAAUCCACGAAAAGCUGUUGAAAGUUAUUGAUCUUGAAGGCAACGACCAUAAGAAUUUUGCUGAGGGUUGCAGCAGCAGCACUACUGGAAUUUUAAGAAUGCCGCCGGAGUCAUCGAUGGAUAUGGUCGAUCUAGAACCGAGUAUUUCAAGAGUGGACGAUGAUGUUGAUACCGAAACUGAACAACACGGAGAAGAGUUUAGAAGCGAUGACAAAAAAUGUAGCAAUGUCUCUAAGAAGAAAUGGAAUUUUGGGGCGAAAAUAAUGAAGUAUCUUAGGAGAAAUAAAGACAGCAAAAAGGAAUAGUGUUGUCCGAAGCUUUCGAUCCUGUAAAACAAGUAUUCCCUUUUUUAUUCUAUUCUACAAGUGCCACUUGGUUCAUGUGUUUUUGUUUGAAACAGGGAUCGAAGACUUUAAUGUUAAAUAAUCAAAUUUUAUUUUACAUUUUUUAUUAAGUUUUUUUGUAACAAUUUUUUAAUAAAUUUUUGUCAAAGUAAA